Molecule: messenger RNA, 207 nt
Organism: Dentiscutata heterogama
Lineage: Eukaryota; Fungi; Glomeromycota; Glomeromycetes; Diversisporales; Gigasporaceae
Source: the annotation of a GenBank genome assembly
CUGUGAUUUGAAAAGUCUUCUUGAGGAAAAGAAUCCCGUAUUAGAUAAAGGUAUAUGUAAAUUUGUCAGAAGCUACAAAAAAUAUCAGUCUGCUCAAGAUACUUACAUUCGUCCAGCACAUGGAGAUAAAGAAAUUAAAGUACAAGUUGCUGCAGCUACUAGACACAAAAAAGAAUCAACUCAUAAUCUUAAAAAAAUGCCACAAGG